AUGCUUCCCAGCCUGGCCCACAGACCGUGGCAGGUCUUCUGCAGAGUCUCCUGGCGGCACAACGCGAGCUUCCCCCAGCCGUACCUCGGUUGGCAAACCGGGGGCAAUUCUAGCUCAUGGUUCAGACCCCUCAACUGUCGCGUUGCCUCGCUUGGAGCGGCCAAGGUCCACUUCUACUCCACUUUAGGAAGCAAAGAUGGACCUCCAACAUCUCCAUCGAAUACAACUGAAAAAGUGAAACCCAACAUAACCAUGACAGGCUCUUUAAUUAAGGGGCUGACAAAAGCAGAGAAGAUUCAAGUAAAAGUCCGGGCCGUCCUGAAGAAGCGUGAAUAUGGCGCCAAGUACACGCAGAAUAACUUCAUCACAGCCGUCCGAGCCAUGAAUGAGUUCUGUCUAAAACCGAGUGACUUGGAGCAUCUUCGCAAGAUCCGAAGACGCAGCCCUCACGAUGACACUGAAGCCUUCACAGUGUUCCUACGCUCGGAUGUGGAGGCAAAAGCCCUGGAUGUGUGGGGAAGCCAAGAAGCUCUGGCAAGGGAGAGAAAUCUCCGGAAGGAAGUGGAAAGAGAGUACCAAGAAAAUAUCUUUCGUAGUCAACAGCUAUUGAAAGAAUACAAAGACUUUUGGGGAAACACAAAGCCUCGAUCAGGCAAAAGGACAACAUUUCUACAAGGCCCAGGCAAAGUAGUCAUGGUCGCUAUUUGCAUAAAUGGUUUAAACUUCUUUUUUAAACUGCUCGCAUGGGUCUACACGGGCUCGGCGAGCAUGUUCUCCGAGGCCAUCCACUCUCUAGCUGACACCUGCAAUCAGGCCCUGCUGGCUCUGGGCAUAAGCCAGUCAGUGCGCAACCCUGACGCCGGGCAUCCGUAUGGCUUUUCCAACAUGCGCUACAUCGCCUCCCUCAUCAGCGGUGUGGGCAUUUUUAUGAUGGGUGCUGGCCUCUCCUGGUACCAUGGAAUUAUGGGACUUCUGCACCCAGAACCUAUUGAGUCUUUACUAUGGGCAUACUGCAUUUUGGCAGGUUCCCUGGUGUCAGAAGGAGCCACACUACUGGUAGCCAUCAAUGAGAUAAAGAGAAGUGCUCAAAACCAUGGACUCUCCUUCUAUGAAUAUGUAAUGCAGAGUCGAGACCCAAGCACCAACGUUGUGCUUCUUGAGGACACCGCUGCUGUGCUCGGUGUUAUUAUGGCCGCUGGCUGCAUGGGACUCACAUCGCUUACAGGCAAUCCCUACUACGACAGUCUGGGCUCAUUGGGAGUGGGAACGCUUCUUGGCACAGUGUCAGCCUUCCUUAUCUACACCAACACAGAGGCACUGUUGGGACGCUCCAUUCAGGCCGAGCGUGUCCAGAAACUCACAGAGUUCUUGGAAAAUGACCCUGCCGUGAGAGCUAUCCACGACGUGAAGGCCACCGACAUGGGACUUAGCAAAGUGCGCUUUAAAGCAGAAGUCGACUUCGAUGGCCGAGUGGUGACCCGCUCUUAUCUGGAAAAGCAAGACAUUGACCAAAUCCUCAAUGAUAUUCAGCAGGUGAAGACGCCAGAAGAUCUGGAGAACUUUAUGCUGAAACAUGGUGAGAACAUCAUUGACACCCUUGGCGCUGAGGUGGACCGCUUGGAGAAGGAACUCAAGCAACGUAACCCAGAGGUCCGCCAUGUAGACUUGGAGAUCUUAUAG
Molecule: messenger RNA, 1680 nt
Organism: Nerophis lumbriciformis (worm pipefish)
Lineage: Eukaryota; Metazoa; Chordata; Actinopteri; Syngnathiformes; Syngnathidae
Source: RefSeq, a predicted model, not a curated record